CAAACCCCUUCACCUUUCUCGCUCAAAACUCGUCCGGACGACUCUCCACCAAUUCAGCACUUCUUCCUUCUCUCUUCCCUUCUCUUCUCUGCAACUUCCAGGACGUGUCCAUACUAUGUAUUCCGCUGCUUCUCUCAAGAGAUAUGCACCUUCCAUCUGCCGACUCCCAGGAAUCUAUCGGCUGAACUUUCGAUCAUUUGUCAAUCAAGCAGGAGGAGGCUUGUGUUCUUCGUCUUCUUCUUCUUCUCAAUCAAGCUUGUUUGAUGCGCCCAACAUUGACGGAGAAAAGUGGGAACACUCUGGUUUUGGUUCCUCCCCGAAAUUCCUUUCAGGGAUUGCCGUCGGUUUGGGAUUUGGGUUCUUGUGUUGGCAUUCUUCUCUUUCUACGAUUUAUGCUGAUUGGUCGACUGCAACAGCGAAGGAGGAUUCGCAACUGCAUUCGACCAUUCAAGAUGCGGUUGAAAGAAAUAAAUCUCCGUACCUCUUCGGAGAUGCAUUUAGGAGGAAGGUUUUCUUUAACUAUGAAAAGCGCAUUAGGAUGCGAAGUCCUCCUGAAAAGGUUUUUGAGUAUUUUGCAUCUUUUCGGACUCCAGGAGGGGAGCUGUUUAUGACACCGGCAGACUUGAUGCGAGCACUUGUUCCUGUAUUUCCUCCAUCUGAAUCAAAUCUUGUUAGAGAAGGGUAUUUGAGAGGGGAGAGAAGACCUAGCGAGUUGCGAUGUGAUCCUUCGAACUUUUUUAUGCUUUUUGAUACUAAUAAUGACGGACUUAUAUCUUUUGCAGAGUAUAUCUUUUUUGUAACACUCCUCAGCAUCCCAGAAUCUAGCUUCUCUGCGGCAUUCAAAAUGUUUGACCUUGAUCAUAGUGGAGAGAUAGACAGGGAAGAAUUUAAGAAAGUGAUGGCUUUGAUGCGGACCCAUAGCAGACAAGGUACUCAACAUAGGGAUGGACGGCGAACUGGGCUUAAAGUUAGGACUUCUGUAGAAAAUGGGGGUUUGCUGGAAUACUUCUUUGGCAAGGAUGGGAAAGCAUCCCUGCAACAUAAAAAAUUUGUCGAAUUUUUGAGAAAUUUACAUGAUGAGAUCUUGCGGUUGGAGUUUGCUCAUUAUGAUUACAAGUUACGUGGAACGAUAUCAGCUAAGGACUUUGCUUUGUCCAUGGUUGCUUCAGCUGACAUGAGUCACAUAAAAAUGUUCCUUGAUCGGGUUGAAGAACUGAACAAUGAACCACGUCUUAGAGACAUCUUAAUUACAUGGGAUGAAUUCAAGGACUUCGCAGAGCUCCGAAAAAAAUUGCUGCCACUGUCUCAGGCAAUUUCUGGUUAUGGAAAAAAUGGUUUGUUGACAAGGAAGCAUUUCCGACGAGCUGCGUCCCAUGUAUGCGGCGUUGAUCUCACUGAAAAUGUGGUUGGCAUAAUUUUCCACAUGUUUGAUACAAACCGUGAUGGGAGAUUAAGCACAGAAGAGUUUGUAAGAGUUCUAGAAAGAAGGGAGAAAGAGAUUGCCCAGCCUAUGGAGACAGGUUUCAUGGGAUUGAUUACUUGCUGGUUGAGCUGUGCAAAGAUUUGACUCUCAAACCUUUUGCCGAGAGUUUUAGCAUUUGGCUUUAACAUUUUAGAGAUGUUUACAAGGAUUAGUCCAUUCUUUGAGCAACAUGUUCUUGUGAGCAAGUAUAUGUGGUCGCAAUGUUGCUUCCUAAUCAGCUUGCCUAUGUGCAAUUUGAACUGUACAGUUGUUGAUAUUGUAUAUUUGUAUAUAUUUUUCUUCCCAAUUUCUCGGUGUAUUCCCUAUUUCUGCUGCUAUGUAAAAUAAGGGGGAAAAGAAAAAAGAAAAUAAAGGAAACUUGCUUCUUAGUUUCAACUUUCAACCCA
Molecule: messenger RNA, 1869 nt
Organism: Macadamia integrifolia
Lineage: Eukaryota; Viridiplantae; Streptophyta; Magnoliopsida; Proteales; Proteaceae
Product: calcium uptake protein, mitochondrial-like
Exons: 6
Coding region: 116-1567 (483 amino acids)
Biological process (GO): mitochondrial calcium ion homeostasis; calcium import into the mitochondrion
Cellular component (GO): uniplex complex
Molecular function (GO): calcium ion binding
Source: RefSeq, a predicted model, not a curated record